CUGUUGAUAUAGCAUACUGGCGCGCGUGAUGACUGUAUAAGGUUCGUCUGAGUGUUGCCUGCAGCUGCCACAGCGAAGAUGGCAGACGCUCUGAGCAAAGUGCCCGAUGUCGACAUUGAUCCGGAAGGAAAGUUUAAAUACAUAUUAGUGAACAUAAAGGUUAAAGGUGGAACGGAACAAAAAGUGAUAGUGAGGGGAACUAAAACUGCGGAGUACCACAAUCACAUAUUUGAAAAAGUGAAUCCUGCUAUGGAGGCUUUGGGACUGGAGUGUAGUUGUCUUGGUGGUGGCAAGAUUGAGCACAACAACACAGAAAAGAAACUUCGGGUGUUUGGAGAGUCUACGGGAUAUGGGAAGGCUGACCAUGCUCUCACAGUGGAAAAGCUCAAAUCUGUCUUCAAAGACUAUGAAAUCACUAUGGAAUAAAAGUCUAAAUUGAUCACUCUAAAUUCAAGGGCAUGAACAUUUUGUGAAAGUAUACAAUUUGAUAACACUUCAGCUGUACCUCAUUUUCAUUUGGAUAAAAGUAAAUAAAUGUUCACUCACUGGUCUGUCAGCAGUGUCAAAGUUGAGGUUAGAUCACUGACCUUGAUAGCGAGGCCUAACCUGCACAGGAACUCUGCAUGUGUUUUGCAGAGUGAUAAACAUAUCCAGUCUCCUGUCUCCAUCACGGAAUGUGUCUGUGUAGAGAUCAGGGACAGAUAAAAGAGUGUCUGUAUGAUUCAUCAUAUGUCUAAUUUGCUACUGGAAUUCAUUGAGAAAUUUGGCAUUGAGAUACAAGCAUUCAGUGUUUGGAUUCAUAUUUGGUGAGAAAACAUUUUACUGACUCAAUCGCUCGGUUUUAAUCAUUACAAUUAAAUUGUAAAGGCCCAUUAUUGUGUGAAGUCUUACAUUUGUAUAGUUAUAGUGUGAUUUUCAGUAGAACCCUUAAUGGAUCUUAUUUUAUAGAUGGCAUGUGUUUUGAACAUAAGUGAUUUUCCCAUCCUGUUUCUUAAGUUGAAACCUUUACCAGUUUCCUCUAGCCUACCCUGAGACCCUGAAUAUGACCCUCAUUGUCUAUUACCAUUAAGAGGUUAAACGAGAGAGCUUGCACAGCAAGACUAUUUUUACACUAAAUAGUGUAUUCAUUGUUCAAUUAAAGUUUUCCUAAAAGGUGCCAGUGCAAAGUGUUUUGUUUUUUU
Molecule: messenger RNA, 1181 nt
Organism: Sinocyclocheilus grahami
Lineage: Eukaryota; Metazoa; Chordata; Actinopteri; Cypriniformes; Cyprinidae
Product: 14 kDa phosphohistidine phosphatase
Exons: 3
Coding region: 79-426 (115 amino acids)
Biological process (GO): peptidyl-histidine dephosphorylation
Cellular component (GO): cytosol
Molecular function (GO): protein histidine phosphatase activity
Source: RefSeq, a predicted model, not a curated record